CGUUCUGCAUUCUAGUGUGCAUCCCACAGGUACGCAGAUAUGACUCUAUAGCCUCCACAGAUGUGUGUGGACUCGUACGAGGAGUUCAGAUCCCGCCCUGUUGCUGACACGGUCAGAGACUUUAAUCAGGACGAGGAGCUGAACCCUUGAAAUCUAGGCGUUUUCACUCGCUAAGAUUCACGAAUUCAUACAUUUUGAGCUCAAAGGAGGCUGGGACAGAGUUGAUUCUUCUUCAGAGUCUAAAUCAGAAAAACUUGGAAGUAGGAAGUGAUUAUCAGUCUGAGCUCGGAUCGAGGAGUGGGCAGCGAUGAAGUCCAAGAGGUUGCUAUGCCUGUUCCUGUUCAUGUUUGUAGUGUACAGCACCUGGGGAUAUGUUGAGGCAGCUCCCAUCUGCAUCACGCUCAAUACAAUACAGAAGUGCCAAGCUGGUAAUUUUUUCGGAGAGAUUACUCAAUGUUGCCCGCCUGCCGCGUACACCAAGGGUCCAGUUGUGGACUUUAUCCCCAAGCGCGAUCGUCACCCUGGCCCGCUUCGAGUCAGGAAGGCUUUGCAGUGCUUGAGUGGAGACGAGCUCUCAAGUUACAGUGAGAAACUGUGGAAAGCGUACGAGUUGAUGCAAGCGCUACCCCAGGACGAUCCUCGGUCUUUCUACCAGCAGAAUGCCAUGCAUUGCGCUUACGGAAGUGGAGCCUUCGUGCAGGAUGGCACGGGCAACCUCACCAUCGACAUCCACUUCAACUGGUACUUCUCGCCAUGGCAUCGUAUGUUCCUGUACUUCCACGAGAGGAUUCUGCAAUCGCUGCUGGAUGACCCGACCUUCACUCUGCAUUUCUGGAAUUUCGAUAACAGCUUUGACGCUGAGAAGGCUAACCGUAACAAGGAAGGCUGCUUCAGAGUGGGACACUUCUUCCCUGAGCUGUACAGCGACCCUUCGAAAUCCACGUUCCAUGCCAAUCGUUCCGUGAGACCCUUCACAGCAAACCUUCCAGCUGACUUGAGCAUUCUCAACAGAAGCGAGACUCCGCUGCGUUUCGUGAGCGAGGCGGUGCCGAGAAACAAAGAAGUGAUGCACAGAUCAAUGCAGCCGGGCAAGUCUCCUCUGGAUUUUCACGGAUGGGAGUUUAAGUACGGGCAGCCUCAGAACCUGAAUAUUUCCGGGGGAGGCUCUCUGGAGUUCCUUCCUCACAACAGCAUCCACAGGUGGAUCGGAGGAUCCACUUCUUUGACGACCCAUGCCCCCGAGGAUCCCAUCUUCUAUGUGUUCCACUCAAAUCUGGAGAGAUUGUGGGACGUGUGGCAAAGGCUCGGGGGCGGCAGAAAAGACCCGUCCAGUCCAGAUUGGUUGGACGCAGAGUUUCUGUUCUACGAUGAGAAUGCUGUUCUGAGGAGGGUAAAAGUGAAAGACUCGCUGGUCAUGAAGGAUUUCGGUUACACCUAUGAGAGAGUGUUCGAUGAAAGCUGGCUCUUCUUCGACAACUCCACCCUCACUCCCGUCAAGCCUUCAAACUAGACAAUUGACAGCUCUGACAGCGAUUCCAACAUGUCAGAUGCGCAAGGAAUGCCAUCAGUGAUCACUCGUGCAACAUGUAGCGCUUUUCUACCUUAUAGCUUUGCCAAUCCCUUGAAGGAACCAGUGCACUUCCGCAGUGAAACUGUGAAUUGUUUUGUAGAUUUUCGAGCCAGGGAGAUUACAGCUAUUGCUUCAAUAACCAGGAACCCUCAUUCCUGAAUACUCGACUGGAAAAUUCCAACAUGUACAGCAUGGCUGUUGUAUUAAUUUCAUGACCUGGAACGAUGAGCAUUCCAUCGAUCCAGAUCAUGUUUUAACGGGAUGACUAAUUUUCGCGAUGCCCAUAA
Molecule: messenger RNA, 1857 nt
Organism: Marchantia polymorpha subsp. ruderalis
Lineage: Eukaryota; Viridiplantae; Streptophyta; Marchantiopsida; Marchantiales; Marchantiaceae
Source: the annotation of a GenBank genome assembly